Molecule: messenger RNA, 885 nt
Organism: Neolamprologus brichardi
Lineage: Eukaryota; Metazoa; Chordata; Actinopteri; Cichliformes; Cichlidae
Source: RefSeq, a predicted model, not a curated record
AUGAGCAGCACUGAGCCUUCAGAGAGCUCGGUGAUGAUCAAUGAAGAUCCAGAGGAUGAAGAUGAGCAGGAGCUCCCAGAGCUGAGGAUCGUCCUGUUCGGGAGGACGACGGUUGGGAAAAGUACGCUAGGAGGCAUCAUCCUGGGCGACAGUGCUGCAUUCACGUCGAGCGAUCCUCAUGGAGAGCGCACAAAGACCUGCCACGUGGAAAGAAAGACGGACUCUGACAGUCACAGCGUGGUUGUUGUGGACACUCCGGGUCUGUUUAAAAUGGGAUCGAGUGAAGAGGACGUGGUGAAAGAGAUCAAGUGGGCCACUGAAAACGUUGAACCUGGUCCUCAUGUGUUCCUGUUGGUGGAAAGGCUCAAAAUCAUCACGUCUGAAGAGUUAAAAGCACUGCAGGUUUUUGAACGCACUUUUGGCAAACGUGCAGUGGCCUACGCUACGCUGGUGUUCACCCACAAAAACGACCCGCGAGGGAACGAAGCUGACAUAAAAGAGGACAUGAAAGGCAACGAGCACCUCAGGGAGCUGAUUGAACGGUGCCAGUGGAGAUAUUUUAUUUUUAACAUUGCUGACAGGAGCCCUGUUCAAGUCGCCGAGCUGCUGGAGAAGAUAACUCAGGAGAGACAAGAUCACUCGGACUUCUUCUACACGCCUCAGAUGCUGCAGGCGGCUGAAACAGCUGCGAACGAGGAGCGAAGCGAAGACGACCGCGGGAGGAAAGCAUCAGGAAACAGACUGGCUGUUCUUGAGAAGAGCGGAUUGCCCAGAGACACCCCCUCAGAUCUCCACGCAGUGUUGCGAAGGCAUAUCAACCGAGAGUCCUAUAACAUCCAGAGCCUUCAGGACCUGAGUCUUGGUCACCUCAGUGGAGAUGUUUGA